This is a messenger RNA of Nannospalax galili (Upper Galilee mountains blind mole rat), 1323 nucleotides long. RefSeq names its product zinc finger and SCAN domain-containing protein 4-like. Lineage: Eukaryota; Metazoa; Chordata; Mammalia; Rodentia; Spalacidae. The transcript has 2 exons. Gene Ontology annotation, molecular function: DNA-binding transcription factor activity, RNA polymerase II-specific; RNA polymerase II cis-regulatory region sequence-specific DNA binding. Bases 1 to 1323 code for a protein of 440 amino acids. Gene Ontology annotation, biological process: regulation of transcription by RNA polymerase II. The record is from RefSeq and is a predicted model, not a curated record.
AUGACUUCCCAUCUCAGAAAACCUGAACCCUCUGAACCAUCCUCAGAUGCUCUUGAAUUAAACAUCUUGGACAUUAAACCAACUGAGGAUUUGACUGCACAGUCAGGAGAGCUCUCUAAGCUUCCAAGUGCUCAGCUCCACUCACCUCCACAUGGCAAUGGCUCAUGUGCAAAGCAGGAGCUGCAGAGCCUCGGUGAGUGGUUUAACUCCUGGUUGCAGCCGGAAAAGCACACCAAGGAGGAGAUGAUGUCUCAGCUGAUCAUGGAGCAGUUUGUUCUCACUGGACGCUGCAAGGACAGGUCUGCCUUGAAAGAGAAGUGGGAGUCAAGUGGCAGAAACAUGGAGACGUUCAUGGAGGACCUGACUGAUGACUGCUUGAAGCCUCCUGUCUGGGUGCAUGUCUUCAUGCAGGGAGAGGAAGCCCUCUUUCCUGAGCAUAUGCCCUUAAAAGAAGUCAUCAUGCAUUUGAAAGAACAGAGGUCAGCAAAAAUGUCAACAGAAGACCAUGCAAGGCCCUUCCAGCCUCCCGAAGAUGGUCCCUUGGAUAUGGGUGAGUCAGGGGAAACUGGACACCAGAGGGGUGUUGUGUUGGGAUCCUUUCUUGGGCAGUGUUUCAUAGGUUUUCUUAUUUCCUCAGGUCAUGAAGACGAAGAGCAAACUACUGAAAUGGAUGACAGACUACCAGGCCGAGGAAAUCAGAUAGAGUCCCUCAUCAUUAUCCAGGAGAACUCUGCUGAGCCUGAAGAGGGAGGUGUUUCUUAUGGAAACCCUCAAGAUGCCACAGUAGCAAGCCAAGGGACCUCUAGGUCCCAAGAAGUGUCCGUAAAGGAACCCUCUCAUGAAGAUGUCUCUAUGGAGGUACAACCAGGGUUUCCCUGCAGGCCAGAGCAGUCAACCUCUGGGCCUAACCCUGUGCACAAGAAUCAUGAGAGAAACUCCUUAUGUGAAAGGCAGCAAGAAAUAUCCCAUCAUAGGGUAAAGAAGCCAUACAAAUGUGAGCAGUGUCAGCAGCUAUUUAGGCAUCGCUGUUACCUUUUAACCCACCAGAAGAGGCAUAGGAACGAGAGGACAGUUUUCUGUGGGGAGUGUCACAAAGGUUUCUAUCAACAAUCAGAACUCCGAGUUCAUCAGGUCAUUCACUCAGGGGAGAAGCCUUUUAAAUGCAGCAUGUGUGAGAAGACCUUCAGCAACAAGACCAACCUGGUGGCUCACCAGAGGAUUCACACAGGAGAGAAGCCCUACAGGUGCUCCGUGUGCCAUGCCAAUUUCCGCCAAUCCUCCACGUACCAUCGGCACAUGAGGAAUUACCACAAGGGAGACUGA